Pocillopora verrucosa is the source of this 1538-nucleotide messenger RNA. Its product is annotated as carotenoid-cleaving dioxygenase, mitochondrial. Gene Ontology annotation, molecular function: carotenoid dioxygenase activity; beta-carotene 15,15'-dioxygenase activity. The record is from RefSeq and is a predicted model, not a curated record. NCBI's taxonomy places the organism in Eukaryota, Metazoa, Cnidaria, Anthozoa, Scleractinia, Pocilloporidae. Gene Ontology annotation, biological process: carotene catabolic process.
AUGACCGGAACGCAAGACAUCUCUCCCUUGUUCCAAACUGCUGAUGAGCAAUCUGAGCCAAUCAAAGCGGAAGUUAAAGGUAACCUCCCCUCAUGGCUGACCGGGACCAUGAUAAGGAAUGGACCUGGUAGAUUCGAGUGUGGUGACACGUCGUUUAAUCACUGGUUUGAUGGCCAAGGUCUGCUACACAGCUUUCACAUACAAGAUGGUCACGUGACUUACAGCUCCAAGUUUGUACGAAGCGAAAGUUAUGCAGACACAAAGAAACGCAAAAACUCCAUUCAUCUCGAAUUCGGCUCUUUUAUUGCCCCAGAUCCCUGCCAGAAUAUCUACGACCGUUUUGUGUCGAAGUUUUGGAUGAGUGAAGUGCCUUUUGACAACGCAUUUGAUUCCGUGUUUACCUUGAAGGACAGAGUCUUUGCAGCAGCUGAUUCCAACAUCAUAUUUGAAAUCGAUCCCAAGACCUUGGACACUUUAGAUAAGGUCGAUUUUGCCAAAGAGUUUCCAGGUGACGCCAAGAUCAAAUUCACCACAGCACAUCCCCAACACACUGAGGAUGGUUCACUUAUCAACAUCUCCGUGACACACGCUAAAGACUCUAUGUACGAUAUCAUAGAAAUCCCAGCCUCCAAGACGGGAAAGGACGAGCAUCCUCUGGAGGGGGGUAAAUUGAUUUGCUCGAUCCCACCCACCAACGGAGUUGGGUAUAUCCACAGUUUUUGCAUCACCGAGAACUAUAUCGUGGUUCCUGAAGCACCACUGGUACUGAAUUUGUGGGAAGCUUACGUUCACCGGUUAAAGGAGAGUGGUGUCGUUGAUUGGUUCCAGUGGAUAGAAAAUGAACGUGGCAGAUUCCAUGUUGUCGACAGGAAGAAAGGUACUCACGUUGGAAUAUUUACAGCUGAUCCGUUUUUUACGUUCCAUCAGGUCAACGCUUUCGAAAGGGACGGGAAUAUUUAUGUAGACACUUGCUGUUUCCAUGAUCACACAAUCAUCAAACAGACAUACUUGCAUAACAUGCGAUCCACCAUAAUCCCAGGGGUAAAGAAGCUCGAUAUCCCUGACAUUCGACGCUACGAGCUUCCUCUCAAAGACCUCGGAGAUGUAAAGUAUGGAAAGCCCCUUGAGAGAGGACCUGACGGCCUGGAUUAUACUAUUCUACAUGCCGGCGUGGAAUUUCCAAUUAUUAACGACACAGAAAAGAAUGGCAAGCCCUACAGUUUUUUCUAUGGUGUAGGAGCUGAUGAUCAAAAGUGGUUUAGUCACCUGGUGAAGGUGAAUACAGAGACCAAGGAGUAUGUCACGUGGGGAGAGCCUGGAGGUUUUGCGUCAGAGCCUGUAUUUGUCAAAGCGCCUGAUGGGAAAGAUGAAGAUGACGGUGUGGUGCUGUCAUGCGUAAUAAACAUCCCAGAGGAGACCACCUACCUUUUGGUGCUGGAUGGUAAAGAAUUCAAGGAAUUGGGGCGAGGUGUAGUAAAAGGAAUUACACCAAUGAGCUUCCACACCGGCUUCUUCAAAUAGAACAUAAACUCGUAUGU